Molecule: messenger RNA, 1012 nt
Organism: Radiomyces spectabilis
Lineage: Eukaryota; Fungi; Mucoromycota; Mucoromycetes; Mucorales; Radiomycetaceae
Product: mitochondrial PGP phosphatase-domain-containing protein
Exons: 6
Coding region: 15-767 (250 amino acids)
Molecular function (GO): phosphatidylglycerophosphatase activity
Source: RefSeq, a predicted model, not a curated record
AGAGCGAGGAAAAAAUGAGGCACCGAAUCGUCCUCUCCUCGGGACUGCUAAAUUGUGGUGCAAUUGCACCAAGAAAAGCGCGCCCAAACCGGUCGAUUCCUAUUCACAAGAUCAUUAUGGUUCAGAGCAUCAACGUAUCCGGAAUCGUCAACGCAUUUCGAGUGCUUUGGAAUCCAAGCUUGGCAGUACCUCAUAUUAUUGUCAAUGAUAUCCGCAGUAUCGACUUUCGCCAAUUGAAAAAUAAAGGAGGGAUCCAAGCUAUUGCCUUUGAUAAGGAUAAUUGCCUUACCGCACCUUAUGUACCCCAUAUUCAUCCACCUUUUGAGAAAGCAUGGGCCGAGUGCAGACAAACCUGGGAUAAAAACAAGAUCGUGAUCGUCUCCAAUUCAGCCGGCACCAACGACGAUAAAGAUUACAAAGAAGCCGACAAACUUGAAGCAUCAUUGGAUGUUUCCGUAUUACGCCACGCUGAAAAGAAACCGUCGGGAGGCGAGGCUCUUGCAAAGCAUCUUGGACCGAUCCCAGCUUCGGAGGUGGCCAUGGUAGGAGAUCGAAUUUUCACCGAUGUAGUCUUUGGUAACUUGAACGGCCAUCUCACCAUCUGGACACGCCAAGUCAUCACCGAAGAUGGCGACAACAAACCUGCUCUCUUUUUACGUCGCAUGGAACAUCGUUUGAUUGCCUUUUUGCAUGCACGGAACGUUCAACCUCCUCGACACCCACUGACUUCCAAGCUUGGCAACGACCCCAACCCAUUUAUCCAUUGAACCAAUCAUUCACCAUACUGAAUUCCCACGCAACGAAGUUGGUUGGCGGCACGAGUAAAGAUGUGUUCAAGGUUCAAGGGUCCAAUAUAUUCUGGAGGGCUUGCGUGCGCACAUUUGAGACGCCACAUGAAGAACGCUUCGUAAAAUUUCGCUGAAUCCAAAUUUUAAUAAAGAAUAACAAACAUUUUGUCUCGACCAUGUCGAUGUGUCCAGUGUAGCUUCAAAUGAUAAACGUUGUGAAGGUG